ACCGACCGUGGUUGACUUAACCAGCUGUUCAUUCCAACGGAAUUAACCAAUCGUGUCUGUCGUUAACCAAUAUUGGCAAAUGCGAUUGGUCAAUUCCGAUAGAGUAAUCAACCGGUUAAAUUUAAUCACAGUUGGUAGAAACGGGCGUAAAUAAAUCAAGACGUACAGUUCACGAGGCAAUAUGGUUCUUCGUUUUGACAAUUCUCGAUAAGUUCAUCUCGACAGACUGAAGGAGCAGGGGCUCCAGGUCAUCACGAAGGGAUAGAACAAUAGAAUAGUUCACGGGAAGUUUUAACGAUGAAUAGAUUCGAAUACGCUGAUUCUCGGCUGCAGCCGCAUGAGACUUUUGUGAGACGUGACAUGGCUGUACGUCUGUAUGAUGGUGAUACAAAGACUAACUUUGAAGGCGGAGAACUAAUUCUAUCUAGUCACAGGAUACUUUGGGGUAGACCUGGUGACAUACCACGAGGUAAUACUUGCCUGUCAUUGCCACUUAGAUACAUUAUUUUUUUCGAGGAAGAAAAUUUUGGGCCCUUUUCCUUUGGGCGCAGUAAAAAGAUUGUGUUACAUCUCUCUGAGCCUGCUAUUGAUAAAAUGCCAGGCCCAACAGACAAGAAUUUGCAUAAUUAUGUCAAAUUAUCCUUUAAAGAAGGCUUGGAUUCAAAUUUUAUAACACAAUUGUCUGAUACAAUUAUGAGACGAAUGUGGGAAUUUGUUCCUCCUACUAAUUUAAUGUCCAACAUGAAUGUCCAUGAUAAUCAAACAAAUUCAGGACUGUUACCGCAGAUAAAAACACGAACGGGAAUCAUAGGCAUUGAAAGAAGUCUACAAGAGAAGCAAAAAGAAACUGAUGAAAGUAUUUCAUUGGCAUUUCAAGACCUCACAAAACUUAUGGAUAUGGCUAAAGAUAUGGUGGCCAUCUCAAAGACAAUCUCGGCUAAAAUAAGGGCGAGGCAAGGAGACAUAACAGAGGAUGAAACUAUCAGAUUUAAGGCUUAUUUGAUGAGCCUAGGUAUCGAUGAUCCAGUAACAAGAGAUGCGUACAAGAGCAGUAAUGAGUACUUUAAACAAUUAGCCAAGCAACUUGCACACAUUUUGGAAGAACCAAUAAAGGAAGUAGGUGGCAUGAUGACACUUACAGACGUUUACUGUCGUGUAAAUAGAGCAAGGGGCUUAGAACUUUUGUCUCCUGAAGAUUUAUUGCAUGCCAGUAGACACCUGGCGUUUCUAGGUUUACCAAUUGUACUAAGAACCUUCGAUAGUGGUGUUAUGGUUCUUCAAGUUCUUUCUCACGAUGAUAAUGCUGUUGUUGAUCGUAUAAUGGAAUUAUUGAAAGAGAAAGGAUCAAUGACGGCGGAGGAUCUCGCGCAAUCGGAAGGGAUGUCAGUAAUAUUAGCACGCGAGAGAUUAUUAGUCACAGAGAAACACGGCAAAGCUUGCAGAGAUGAUUCAAUAGAAGCGUUGAGAUUUUAUCCCAAUCUAUUCUUAGAGGAAACUCCCGUGUCUAGUGAAUAACUUAAUGCUGCCAUGUAAAUACACGCAAAUGAUUGUCUUGUACCGUAAUCGGGAUAACUACGGCCAUGAUGUAACACCAACACGUCAGGUUUUUGUAUACUUCUUAAACCUUUAUACAUCCGGACAAGGCUAAAUCAAAUACAAUUAGGAUACUCUAUGUGCGAACUUAUGUAAAAUAUAAAUACUUAUUUUUAAGCAUAAUUAAUUUAUUCUUCAUAUCUCUAGCGAUGCAUCUUUCUUAAUUAUCGCAAGGCUGACAUAUAUUACUCUCUCCCCUUAAAUAAAAUUUCAGAAAGUAUAAAAUGAGGUAAUCAAACGCAAGGCAUCAUUGGUUAAUAUUGAAAUAUAUUUUUUUUUUAUUUAUUCACUUUAAACGAACUGUGUAAAUAGAACCGCAACCACAUGAUUAACAAUGAUCGUGUAUAAUUAAUAGUAUGUGACUUUCUCUCUUUUCUUUUCUCUUUCUCACACACACAAUUUUUCUCUCUUUCGCGUCUAUAUACACCAAGAGUCAAGUAUGCGCUAUUAUUUACGAGAGUUAUAUACGUUUACAAUCUUAUACCAUGGGACAUAAUAUAUGCCUUAACAUUUAUUUACUAGGAUUUCCUACCUUGUGCGUACAUGUAUACAUGUAUAAGGUUGAAAAUCAUACAAGUGAUCCAAGUUAUAAUGUUAAAGCAUGUAUGAUGCUUAGUGUUUGUACAAGUUUGAAAAUCGUACAAGUAACUCUAAUCGUAACGUCCAGGCAUAUAUAACGUAUAUGGUAUAUAUGUAUACAUAUACAGGAUGGAAAAUUAUUUUCUAAAAUAGUGAGCCAAGGUUUGCACGGGCAUGGUUUUCGGCAAAUUUGGAAUCCAUUUGCCCUCAGCAAAUGUCCAGUGGUACAUCAUCUCGUUUUGCUUCAACUUUUGACAUUAAAUAACUGUACAUUAAAAAUUAACUUUCAAAGAACAAUAAGAACGAACUUAAAAUAUAGUCCACUUGGAAUUAAGAGAGAGAUCAAUUUUUCGUUUAUCUGCACAAUCUUCCUGUGCAGUAAACUGUAAAAAAGCGGAUUAGCCAAUUUGUUUUAAGGAAUGUGUUCUUAAUCGAGAAAGUUCCUUUACUCACUAAUAACGAUAUUACUACUACAUCUAGUUAUUAACAACUUAACAUCUCGACACUUUGACGAAGAGGAAAUGGUCUCCAAAUCAAGCAAGGGAAAUGCCAUCAAAUUCUCCACUAUUUUAGAUACACCCUGUAUCAGACAGACAUUGUACAGCAUGCGAGUAUCCACUGCACAAUUAGCGCGUCCGUCAUUCAUCGAUAAAUUAGAUUAUUUUCCACAAUUCAAUGCGGUUAAAGUUAUUCAUACGAUUAGUAUAAUAUGGUACAAGGUAUCGUAUGUGUAACGAUAUAUGUAUAUUAUAUCUCUCACGAACACGAACUUGAACGUACCCGACCACUUAAAAGCUGUACUUUACAGACAUUAAUUAAAACAUCAAAAGAUCCAACUAUUUUUAUAUCUAAACGAAAAUAUAUUACAUAUUGCUUGAAAUAAUGAAUAAUAAAGUGUAAUCUGUAAUUUACCGUA
This is a messenger RNA of Harpegnathos saltator (Jerdon's jumping ant), 3088 nucleotides long. RefSeq names its product vacuolar protein sorting 36 (gene Vps36). Lineage: Eukaryota; Metazoa; Arthropoda; Insecta; Hymenoptera; Formicidae. Bases 298 to 1515 code for a protein of 405 amino acids. The record is from RefSeq and is a predicted model, not a curated record. Gene Ontology annotation, biological process: protein transport to vacuole involved in ubiquitin-dependent protein catabolic process via the multivesicular body sorting pathway. The transcript has 6 exons. Gene Ontology annotation, molecular function: ubiquitin binding; phosphatidylinositol-3-phosphate binding. Gene Ontology annotation, cellular component: ESCRT II complex; late endosome membrane.